AGCCAACACACCCUGCGAGCCUGAUUCUGUUUUAAAACCCUGGUCUCCACACACAACCCUAAGCGACUACUCCAUUCUCUCUCUCUCUCUCUCUCUCUCCCUCCCAUUCUCUCUGAGAAAGUAAGAGCGAGCGAUGGUUUUGCUACAUUCUCCGUCGUCCUCGUCGGAGGAGGGCGGCGAUGUUCAGUCAAAAUUCAAGCGACUUCCGAUACACUCACUCAAGUCAAAAAUCGUGGAGAAGAUUCUCGAGAAUCGCGUCACUCUUAUCAUCGGCGAAACCGGAUGCGGGAAGAGCUCACAAGUUCCCCAAUUCUUACUGGAAGAGAAUAUGGGACCCAUACUUUGUACUCAACCAAGGAGAUUUGCUGUGGUAGCAGUUGCCAGAAUGGUAGCAGCUGCUCGUGGUUGUGAAGUAGGGGGAGAGGUUGGGUAUCACAUAGGUCACUCCAAGGUCUUAUCAUCAAGCUCAAAGAUUGUCUUCAAAACUGCUGGGGUAUUGUUGGAUGAAAUGCGAGAGAAGGGACUAAAAGCUCUAAAAUACAAAGUCAUCAUCCUUGACGAAGUGCAUGAAAGAUCUGUAGAGUCAGAUCUUGUUCUGGUUUGUGUGAAGCAGUUUUUGCUGAAACAAAAUGACAUGAGGGUGGUGCUAAUGUCUGCUACAGCUGAUAUUGCAAGAUAUCGCGAAUACUUUAAAGACCUAGGUAAGGAUGAAAGGGUAGAAGUCUUGGCAAUUCCGAGUUCUCCUCAGCACACAAUACAUCAGCAACGAGUUUCAUAUCUCGAACAGGUCACUGAACUUCUUGAAAUUAGACCAGAGUCAUUCAGUUUAAAGUUUGAUCAUCAUCCUCUGUUUGCUGAGACUGUUAUUAAGCAUGAAGAGCGCGUGCUUAUACAUGAUUUGGUUAUACACAUUCAUAAAAAUGAACCAGACAUGGAGAAGAGCAUUUUGGUUUUUCUUCCGACUUAUAAUGACCUCGAGCAGCUAUGGUUUCUUUUGAAGCGCUUUCCAACAGCUUUCAAGAUUCACAUUCUGCAUAGUAGCAUAGACACUGAACAAGCUCUUAGAGCCAUGAAAAUAUGGCAGUCACAUCGCAAGGUAAUAUUGGCUACUAAUAUAGCGGAGUCUUCGGUAACAAUUCCAAAAGUAGCUUAUGUCAUAGACUCGUGUCGUUCUUUACAAGUUUGUUGGGACAAUGUUAGGAAAAAGGAAGUUCCGGAUCUUGUUUGGGUUUCUAAGUCUCAGGCUGAUCAACGCAAGGGAAGAACAGGUCGGACUUGUGAUGGUCAUGUAUACCGGCUUGUUACAGGAUCAUUCUACAACCUGCUAGAGGACUAUGAAUCUCCUUCUAUAUUGAGGAUGUCAUUGAGGCAGCAAGUGCUUUCUUUGUGCUGUGCGGAAUCUAAAGCAAUUAACGACCCAAAAGUCUUACUGCAGAAGGCUUUGGAUCCUCCAGAUCCAGAAGUAGUCAAAGAUGCAUUGGAUUUGCUUGUGAGCAUUCGUGCAUUGGAAAAGAUACCUCCAAGAGGCCGUUAUGAACCCACAUUUUAUGGGCGAUUGCUGGCCAGUUUUUCUUUGUCUUUUGAUGCGUCUAGAAUUAUACUUAAGUUUGGAGGGAUAGGACUGAUGCGAGAUGGUAUUUUGCUUGGUAUUUUAAUGGAUACACAGCCUUUACCCAUUCUUCGCCCUUUUGGCCAAAACAAUCUGUCUACUAAGUACACUGCUAGCUAUUAUUCUGGAGAUAGUACGGAAACAGGCCUAACUGGUAAGAAGGAAGAAGCUCUAGUAGGAAAUUUUGCUGCAUAUCAGUUUUGGCAACAUGUUUUUAAGGACAAGUAUCGUUUUGAACAUUUACAAGACCUUUUAUUAAGUGACGAGACAGAGAAAGAAAAAAAUUUGCAAUCUGUGACGGAAGAAAACUGGUGUUCGUUUCACCAUCUUGUCCUGUCCUCACUUAAUCAUGUUGCUGAAAUAUAUGACGACGUUUUGAAUACUUUGCAUCGUUUUCGACCCAAUUUCCUUGUCAAAUCCGGUGGCUUGCCAUCUUACUACGAUCCUUAUGAAUUUCAACAUGCAUGUCAUCUCAAGUGUGAGCACAUUGAGUUAGAUGGUGAUGUUCUUGAUAUAUAUGAGGACGAACACCGUGACACUGUUAGCAAAGUGCAAAUAUGCACUAAUGAACCAUUUGCUGUUGCAAAUUCCUUGCCGUUGGAUGAUGUGGCUGUAAAUUUGGCCAGUAUAAUUAAAGAGAUAAGAAGCAUCCAGUUCGUCAAAGAAAUAUCUUCUGAUCAGCUGAAUUUGAAUAAAUAUGACAGUGCUCUAGAAUCUGGGGAGGCUUAUCUUUGUAGAUACUUCCUCAGUGGGAACUGCAACCGAGGCGACCAAUGUAUAUUUUCUCAUUCACUACAAGCUAAAAAGGCGGCUUGCAAAUUUUUCUUCUCUCUGCAGGGAUGUCGGAAUGGUUCGUCGUGUUACUUUUCCCAUGAUAUAGAGAUAAAUCAUUCAUCACAUAAUGGUUUGAGUUUAUGCCUACCAGAGGAGGAGGUUACAGACUUUUCAACUCUUCUGCAUCUGUUUCCCACAUCGUCCGAUGAACGCAUUCUUAUAUUGGACGACACUGAUUUUCGGUUCUCUUCAAAUAUUGCUCGAUUCUAUAAUCCAUCCUCCAUUAUCUGCACAACCUCAUCGGCAGGUGGUUCAGUUAGUGACCCGUCAUUGAUGGGUAUCAAAAUUCUGUCCAAUCUCUCUCAUCCGUACCAGACACUUUUAAACAAGGAAGGGGAAAGCUACAUUCCGUGGAAUCAAGUUAAAUGUGUGUUAUGGUUUCCAUUUUCUGAUGGAUGUAGGGGAGACCUGGAAGCAGAGAAGAGGGUUGUGCAAACUUUCUUCGAGUAUUUAGCUAUCCGAAUAUUGGCUGAUGCUCUGUUUGAAGUGCAAGUUAUCCUAACUAUGAACAACAUCCGUUUUUCACAGCUACAGACGGAAAAGUUGGGCCGGGAGAGCUUCUUCUUACUUAAAGAAUCAUUUCCGUACAAUGAAUCAAGAUUCGGAGUACUUUCACUGUCUGAUACUGUCCCUGUUAAAAGGCCAAUGUUGGUGUCAAAAGCUGUAUCAUAUGUUUUCUGUCUUCACCCUCCCAGCAGCAUCGAGUUUGACAGUUCUACACCAGUUCUUUUCCAACCUCUUAAUUUUAUUCCUUAGAAUUUAAGUUUGAUGUAGUAAAUUGCAUAGUUUUUGGGUUAAAUAGAAGUCAAAUACCAAUUGCUAUAUGCAUGAAGCAUUAACUUAUGUCUUUUGUCCUAGAUAGCAGAUGCACAGUAAUUUUGUUUUGCAUUAGUAUUUCUGGGUAAACUUUUACCAAGUUCAAAAUUUUAAGCUGUAUUGGCAGUUUUUGCCUCUGGA
Molecule: messenger RNA, 3400 nt
Organism: Daucus carota subsp. sativus
Lineage: Eukaryota; Viridiplantae; Streptophyta; Magnoliopsida; Apiales; Apiaceae
Product: DExH-box ATP-dependent RNA helicase DExH8
Exons: 14
Coding region: 134-3199 (1021 amino acids)
Cellular component (GO): intracellular anatomical structure
Molecular function (GO): metal ion binding; helicase activity; RNA binding
Source: RefSeq, a predicted model, not a curated record